This is a messenger RNA of Diuraphis noxia (Russian wheat aphid), 501 nucleotides long. RefSeq names its product RAD50 interactor 1 (gene Rint1). The record is from RefSeq and is a predicted model, not a curated record. Lineage: Eukaryota; Metazoa; Arthropoda; Insecta; Hemiptera; Aphididae. Gene Ontology annotation, biological process: endoplasmic reticulum to Golgi vesicle-mediated transport; retrograde vesicle-mediated transport, Golgi to endoplasmic reticulum; regulation of ER to Golgi vesicle-mediated transport. Gene Ontology annotation, cellular component: Dsl1/NZR complex.
AUGGAUAAACUUCAGUUUUUAAAACUGCAAAAUGACUUAUUGGAAGAAUUUAGACAAAAUAUAAUUGAUGGUGAAAUUGAAUCAAGUGAAUAUUUGUUAGAAAUGCUGUGUACAUUGCAUUACAUAUCAUACACUCUUUACAAUUGGGGAACAAAUAUGCACUUUUUAUCUCUAUUAAACUAUCAAUGUGAAUUAGAAAAUGAAGUGAGAAGUAGGAGUGAAAGUGAGUUUACAGAAAUAUUAGAAACUGCAGACACWGUAUUUGACGAUUCAAUAAGAUUAUACAAUUCAGGAAUAGAUCAUUUACUCAACUAUCUAACAGAAAAUAUUAUGACUAAAGUUAAAUAUAAUUCAAAACAGUAUAAACGUGAUAGGUUAUUAGAAGCUUCUAGAGUUCUAAAUUUUGAACCUAAUUUUAAACCAGUUAUAUUAAAACAGAAUGAAGUUUCAGAAAUACUGCUGCGUCGUAUUGAACACGGAAAUGCGCUUGAAAUGGGAUGA